CCCCGCCUGCCCGUAUAUAAGGCGUGGGGCUGGCGACAGAGAGCGAAAGUAGUUGUAGCAGCCGUAUCUGCGCAGCGGGUCUCUGGACUGGAGCGCCAUGGCAGGUAAGGCUCUUGCCCUGGAACGGGCUCGAGGCGCUUGCUUCCUCCUGCUUCCGCGCCGUCAGCCCCGGGGGGAGGCUGUCGCGGCUGCUCGGGCUUCCUGCCCGGGGGCUUUCCCCGCCCCGUCGCCUCGGGCCAGCUGUUCCCUUCCAGCCCCAGGGUGCCUGACGAGCAGCGCCAGCCUCUUCCGCGUUGUGCGCGCUGCCCGGGCCGGGAGGGCUCCUUCACUAGGAAGCGCAAGCGGCGCUUGGCGGCCCAGUCAGCGCGCGCGCUCGCACAGUCCGGGGAGACCCCAGCUGCUCCCUUUUGGUCAUGGCGGCUCCUAUUUUUAGGCUGGCUCGUGAACGGGGCUGGCGCGUGAGGUAGGGGGGCUCGAAUGCCUGCGGACGCUUUGCCCUCCCUUGUUCUGGACGCCCUCCCCCCUCUCGCCCCCCUGCAGUGGCUGGUGGGCUCUGAAUGGUAAAGGUCACCAUGUGGAAAAUUGAUUCCUCUUAAUCAUCUCUCCACCCCCACCCCCGCUCUAAUUAGCAGGUGAUACUGGCUUCCCUCGUCCGUUUCUUGCUCAUUCCAAGGAGGGGGGGGGAGAGAGAGAACCUCCUUGUUUGUUUGCAUCCCCCCCCCCCCAACAACAACAUACACACAGACUUCCUUUACCACAGAGCGGGCCUGCUGCCUAACAUUACUUUCUCUUGUCCUGCUUACCGUUGAAACCUCUAUUGGUAUCUGUCUCGGGUUGCAACUGAUGCUGUUAACUAGCCAGAAUGAUCUCCAAACGGGUCAGAUGUUUGUCUGGAUCAGGUGCUAGCGAGUUGAAAGCUUCUUCACUUGUGUAACCCGAAAGCUGCUGUGUAACCCGAAAGCUUACUGCAAUUUUAAAACAGAGGGAUCUACUACAGUGGUACCUUGGGUUACAUACGCUUCAGGUUAAGAACUUUGCUUCAGGAUGAGAACAGAAAUCGGGCUCCGGCAGCGCGGCAGCAGCAGGAGGUCCCGUUAGCUAAAGUGGUGCUUCAGGUUAAGAACAGUUUCAGGUUAAGUACGGACCUCCGGAACGAAUUAAGUACUUAACCUGAGGUACCACUGUACUGGAUACUUGUGAAUGCAAUCAAUGGCUCUUAUAACUCCCUGUCCUUAAAACCUGCGUUGCAACUGUUCCUGUAUCUUUCAAUCUGUGGCCUGUUUGUGGGUUUUUUAAGGCCCCCCAAGUUGAUAAUGACUUGGAACACACAGAGCAGCUUAAUUUAUCUGAAUAUUAGAAAAGUUGGCCCCUUGCACAUGGCAGUGGAGCCCAAGCAUGAGUGGAGUAGGAACCUGCAGCUGCAGGUAAAUAUUAGGUCUUCCUACAUGCAAUAACCACCUCCAGACAACUAUAGGUGGAUGCUAACCAGGGUACUUCCAUUGUGGGCCCUUGUGAAAAAGACAGUUCCCACCCCAUUUACUUUAUACCAAUAUCCAAUUACAUACACUCCCUCCGAAUAUAAAAUGUAGCAUGUAUCUUUUCAGAAUGCAUAUAAAUUAUAGGUCCAUUUUAUACAGAAUACUAAUUCCACACGUCUUCUAUGGCAAUCACUGAUGCUAAUCCAAUUCCCACAUGAUUUGGGAUUAUUUUAUUUCCUGGACUCGGCUAGCACUCAACCACAAACCAUCCCUUCUACUCUUCCUGUGGUUGCCUCAGGGAUGGCAGAGCUAAUUCCUCCUCCAGAGGAGAAACACAGUGGAAGACCUUGUGUAGAUAUGUGUGCACGCACUAAAGUUUAGCUGCUGAAGGGUCACAUGUAGGUUCAUUAUGCCAUGGGCUCCUGGUUUUGAGACUUCACAGCCGUGGUUCUUAUAAAACUAUUGCUGCUGCCGCCGCCACUGCUCUGCCCCAGAUGACGUUGAGAGGGAAGAGGAAUCACUUCUGUCACUUCACAUAAAAAUUGUUGUGAUGGAUGGGCAGAUAAUGCAGUUUUAUCUGAAUGUACUGAUUGUAGAGGUUCACACCACUUCGGGGACAGUUCUUAUAAUGGGGAAAGCAACUGAUACUGGUAAGUGUUUGUUAAGACAGGAAUCACUGAUGUGGUUUCCUAUUUCAGCUCUUUGUGCUUUUCAGAGCUUGGAUAGGGUCUACUAAAUCUGACUAAAUCCAGAUUCCCUUGGAAAAGUGAAGUGUGUGUGCAUUUCCUCUGUGUGUCUUGGGACCACAGCAUCCUGUCAAAUGUAAAUCCGCCCAUGGGUUAGGUUGAAAUCCUAACACCUGGGAGUGACUUACUCAGUCUGCAAUGUCCUCUGUCUUGAAAGUGAAUAUGCAGACUUAGCCUGGUUCUUUGUACUUUUGUUUUUCCUUGUCUCCCCAAUGCCUUGCUUUGUGUAACCUAGUAAAGAGAACUUGAACUCAAAAGCUUACUGCAAUUUUGUCAUUGGUGACAUUUUGGUUGGUCUUAAUAAAUGUAUUGCCCGGUUCUUAUGCGCAAAACAAAGCUACCUUUCCUUUUAUAAGCAAAACAUGACCCUAAGUAUGGCCUUUCUGCUUCUACCCAUCUUCCUCAAACUUGUUGCCAUUUGUGGAAAAUUGCUUUCUUUUUUAAGCUCACUACCCUAAUAAGAGUUAUAAUUGUAAGUAGCUUAUAUAUGAUGCCAUGAACCUUGAAUUUCAUGGAGGAGUAUUCUAUUCCAUGUUUUCUUAUAUGUAUGUAUGUAUGUAUGUAUGUAUUGAUGAGCUUAUUAAUAAUAAUAUUUGUACCCCACCCAACUGACUGGGCUGCCCCAGCCACUCUGGGCGGCCUCCAGCAUAUAUAAAAACCUUUAAAAGCUUCUGUAUGCAGGGCUGCCUUUCAACAAUCAGUUGAAACCAUAUCUCUUCAGAUAGGAAGAUGGUGAUUUUAGCAAGUUUUCUUCUUAGAGAAAAUCUUGCUGGGUUGGAAAGGACAGACCUGGCAGCAAAGCUGCUUUAGAUCUGUGUAAUUUGAAGAAGCUAUUGGACAAUGGCUCCUUCAAGUAAUUUAUAAGGAGUCUGACAGGGUUUGGUAGGGAUGCCCAAUUCAGAAAUAAAAGACGACUCUGUCAAGGAUACAGCAUCCUGCUUUCCAUAGUACUGAGCUUGAUGCCUUCUCGAAGCUGAGAAGAGCAUGAAAACAACAACAUUUUUCUUCCAGCAGCUGGAAUUCAGUAGUAUACAGCUGCUGAAUAAGGAUGUCCCUUUUAGUCAUUAAACUGCCAUCCUCUCCUGAAUUUAUCGCACCCCUUGUUAAAGCCAUCUAAGUUAUUGACCAUUACCAUAUGUUAUGGUAGCAAAUCCAUAAAUCAGAGAUGGAGAAGUUGUUGCUCUCCAGGUAUUGUUGGACCACAUCUCCUUCAUCCAUGACCUUCAACCAUGUUAGCUAGGGCUGAUUAGCUUGGAGUCCCAACAACAUCUGGAGGACCACAGGUUCCUCAUCCCUAAGUUAUAUCAGUACUUCCUUUUGCCUCUAUUAAACCUACUGCAGUCUGUGUGGCUAAGUGACCUUGAGUGCCAGUACCUUUGACAGCUACUUUUUCCAUACCAUGCAAUUAUGUAAGUAUCUAGUGGUUCUCCUUGGUCACUUUAAAACAACAACAACAACACACCCUAAGAAUUCCUAAAUCUUUUGCAUUUCAUCAUGGAGUUAUUUCUGACCCACUGUUCAUCUAGAUGGCUUUUUGUAAACCUUCCAGUUCUAAGGUUACCCCCCUUUUUUUUUUAAACUGAGAUGGAGCUAUUGGAAAUGCACUGAAUAAUCCAAAUGUGACUAUGCCGGAGAUGCACAUGCAAAGCAUUACAACAGUUGCAAUUCCUUUUAGGAAAGGGACUGGAAAUAAUCUCUAGCAUGGAAUUUCUUUUUCCACAUUGCUGCACAGAAAGUUGUUUUGAUUGAGCUGCCCACCAUGACCUCGAGACAUUUUCUGAUUAGUCACUGUCAAUUCAGAUCCCAGCUAUUCUAAUUCAGCAGCUGUAGUCUUGAUCGACUACUAGUCAACCCUCCAUUUGAAUUUAUCAUAUGAACCUGAGGUGUGAGGCUUUCCUUGCCAUAACAGUCUGAUAGUUAUAUUUAGCCCUUCAUAAUAUAGCCUGCCUGAAGACCUUGGAAUCAAUGGGGAUUUUGUUUUUAUACAUCUGUAAUAAUAUGAAUGGUCAACAGCCUACUGAAGCAUAAACCUUACCAGAUAUCUAUACAAAAGCAUUUUUCUAAUAGCAUUUUAUGGGAAAACACAUUCCUGCCAUGACACAGGUAUAGUUUUAAUUGACACAUGCAACCACCUUAUAGAUGUACAGCAAGAUUUAUUCAGUUCCAAAACUCAAGCUUUAGGCAUGUUAAGAGUCAGGAAUUAUAAGCACUGCUUGAUAUGUUUUUGACAGUAUUGUUUCCUGCCCUUAAGCAUAUUCAUCUUGGACUGGUAGAGACACACCUCUGAAUCUUGUCUCUUCGUGUUACUCACAUGUAUUUCUGGGAAGCAUAGCCCCAGCAGAAACACCUCAGUUUAGUUUCCCGAAAGAAUACAGAUGGUUGAAUGUGGAAUAACGCUAACAAAUAACAUGGUUCGCAAUCUCUUUGUUCUAUACCUGGUCAGAGGCACUCUGGAGGAAAUAAUGGCUGCAGUUCAGAAUGCAAUGUAGCGAAACAGGGCCAUAUUAUAUAUAGCCCCAUCAGGUGUUUGUAACUUCUUUUCUGUUGUGUAGCAAGUUUCGAAAUUACCCCAUAGUUUAGUAAGCCUGAGGUUUGAGUUACAUGUGUUGAUGGCAAAAGACAUGCACACGAACUUGACAAUUCACAUUCUAGAUUAAAGGUGCAUCAUUGCUUGAAAAGCAGCUAAUAUGUAUGCAAGCAGGGUGUGGUUACUUGAAGGAAGGAUGCAUUAAAAGCUGAGCAUCCUGUGUGGCCUGUUCAAGCAUGUUAUGUCAAGUGGUCACACCAUGGACAUUUUUGUAGUCUACUUUUCCCACAGCGGCUUGGCUUUAGAAAUGCAUGCAUUCUACAUCUACGAAGCAAUGCCACCCUAUAAGGUCUGUUCUGGGUCCAAUGUUUCCCAAUAGUCCUUGAUUUGAUAGUUCAUUUCUCAAGAUACUUGCCUGCAGCUGCAAGAUGAAAAUGGUAAGUUUGCACAUUUUGCAACCCAAGACAAGUGACCAUUUUUUAACAUACCUGUUAUGGCUUAAAUAUACUGGUGUAGAAUAGUGAAACCCCAUUAAAACCCUAAUUAAACAUGAGUUCUCCAACUUGGACAAAACAGGAGAGCAGCCUCUGCUUCUGUUCUGCUGUUGCCUCCCCCGCCCCAUCUAACCUGCCUGCUUCAGGUGCAUCUUUGCCAUGCCCAGAAUUACUGACAGGUGAUCCUACCUAUUGAUGCAACUUAGAAUUCCAGGCACAGCAAUACAUCCAGGAGCAUUCUUGCAAGCCUGGUGAUGAGGGGAUCAUGAAAUGCAUCACUGAUGAUGUCUCAGUGUUUCCUCCUCUUGUCAUAGAGCCAUCAUGAGCUUUGGUUGGCUGGCCUUCAACUGUCUGCCAUUGUGACCAAAGAUCCUGGUGUGUUUUUGCACAUCAUGGUAAGCUAAACAAUGAAUUACCAUGAAUGAGCCAGUGUGCUGGUACCCAGGAAGAAGAUUACAUCCACUUCACUUCUUCCCUGGCACUGCUGCUUCAGUAGCUGGAGCUAAGCCAUGGUUUGGCUUGGCUACUAAGACUCAAGAUUUCUGGACUUGUACCUUUAUUAUCCAGUCCAUCAGCUUUGUGUAUGUUUUGCUUAGAAGCCCCCUCAUAAAAUAGCAAAGGAGAGAGAAGACUUGAUUAACUUUGUGUGACGGUCCUAGGAUUGUGAUGAGCAUCUAACUUACUCAUGACAUCUCAGGAACAAGCAGAGCUACUCGAAGUAGUUACAUUGUCAAUACCUUCCAAACAACAGUAUCAAAGGCUACAGAAAACUCUUCACAGAAGGAAUGAGGGUACAGUUGCACUUAGGAAGAAUUCAGUACAGUUAUACCUCGGGUUGAAGUAGCUUCGGGAUAAGUAUUUUCGGGUUGCGUGCUGUGGCAACCCGGAAGUAACGGAGCACGUUACUUCCAGGUUUCGCUGCUCGCACAUGCACAGCUGGUCAAAAUGAUGUAAUGCGCAGAAGCGGCGAAUCGCGACAUGCGCAGAUGCGUGGACGUGGGUUGUGUUCGCUUCUGGAUGUGAACGGGGCCCCGGAACAGAUCCCGUUCGCAUCCAGAGGUACCACUAUAAUCAAAACCACAGAUGAUGUAUGUGCUGAACUUGAGCUCAGAUUUGCAGUAGCUCAAGAACAUUAUCCAGGUGUGCUUACAGACACUUGCUGGCCACAGCCUUUAAUUAUUCUCCAACUGAGAAAGUUGAAGUCAGGGCAGUAGCUGGUUGAUAACUGGCAUACGGGUUAAAGCUGUUUUCUUCCUUAACAUGGGUUUUUGAGGCCAGAUGACACUGAGCCUUGCAUGAACUUAACAACCAUGGAUGUAGCGUUACUUGAUUUUUCUAGCAGCCAGGAUAAAUAUGGGCAACUUGCAGAUUGGGCUCAUGCUCAAGGACAGGUGGGACUGUUAGCAGUGGCAGUAGGUCAGUCAUGAGUGCCUGGGGUAGGAAUGAAGAACCUGUUGUCCUUCAGAAGUUCUUGGACUCCAACUCCCACCAGCCUUUUCCAAUGGCCAAUGGUCAGGGAUGGGAAUGGGAGUUUGAGUCUAGUAACAUCUGGAGCACCGCAGGCUCUCCAUCCCUGCUGUAAUGCUACAAAACUUUGGCUAGGUAUUAAAGCUGAAAGGACAAGAAUUGCAUUACCAAGAGAAACAGUACCAGUUACGAAGGACUAUCAUUUCUGUGUUUAAGCAUCCUACCUCCACUCCAGCUGCUACUGCAUGCACUUAAAACAUUGCCAAAGUUGCAUGUAUCAUCUGCAGCACUCUAUUCCUUGGUUUAUAGGUGGUAUAUAAGUUGUUGAAAUAAAACUAAAAACAUGUUUGUAAUACUAAUAAAAAAAUCACUCCAGUGCUAUUAUUGAGUGUACCAUAGCUCAAUCUCCAGGUGGCUAAACCUGAGCCUCCAGGCAUAGCACUGCACAAUAUAGCUCUUUUAGAUGCAUAUGAAACAUAACUGGUAAAUUCUCUUCACCACAAUUUAACUUUAGCCUAGCCAAAUAUUUGAGGCAACAACAUUGAUUAUAAAAACUUAUAAUUCAAAUUAUGUACCGUAAUUAAUAACCAUAAUUAGCCCUCCAUUAUGCAGCCUAUUAGGCUUAGAUUGAAAAUUCUCAGCUUAUGUUUCCUUGAAGGAUUUGACUUCAUGUAGCACUCCUAGGUCUGGGAAAUUCAUGAUGCCUAUGGCUGAUUACCAAAGUAUGAACCGCCUUCACUGAAGCUGAUGCAACUUGAAGUGUGAGAGAUUGUGUCUUAAUGCUCUUAGCUCAAUAGCAAAAUCACACAUUCAUAGAUGUCAGAUUUCUUAUCCAUUAGACCUUGCCUAAAUCUAACAUUUCUAUUCAUUGGUGGGAAGCUUCAGCUGGGACAUAGUAUCUCUUUAUAAUUUGAGCCUGAUUAGUCUUAAGGGUUGUUUGUUUCUCUUUUUCCUGAAAGGAAACUAGUUUAAUUCUAGAUUCUAGCAGCAGAAACAUAUUGCACAUUUUGCUUCAGAGGGAGGACAACCCUGUCUGGAUCAAGUAUACUUCUCAGUUCCCAGACCCAAAGCCAUUCUCCCAUGGAGCCCACUCACUUUACCAGGAUUCAGCAUCAGUUUGUUGGCCCUCAUCCAGUCCCUCACAGCAUCCAUACCAUGGUCCAUGGCUGCACCUGGUUUCAGAUUUUGUAGAGCUGGGUGUUAUCAGUGAAUUGAUGACCUAGUGCUCCAAAUUGCCUGGUGGCUCCUCUUGGUGGUUUCAGAUAGGUGUUGAAAAGCAUUGAGUACAAAAUAGUGUCAUGUGGCUCCCCACAGAAUGAUUGGCACUUGGCAGAGCAACAGCCACCCAAUGCUAUUCUCUGGAAUUUACCUCCCAGCUUGGUACAAAACCAUUGCAACCCUUUGCCUCCAACCCAUCCUCUCAGAAUAAAGACAGCCAUUAGGUCUGACUCGGUUCCAAAUCUGGGCCUGAACCCAGACUGGAAUGGGUCUAGACAGUCAACCUUUUGGGCACAUUUGCAAACCAGAGAACUUGAUAUGGGCAAGAGCUUCUAAAGCUUUAAAUACUCAAGUCACAGCUAUAGAUCUUUAGACUCUGAAAUACCUCCAGACUGCAUCAGUCUGCCUGCAUCCAGCUAAAUGGAAUAUUAUAUAUGCCUUUAUUAUACAUAAAGGCAAUUGCACUGUUCUCCCUUACUUAAGCAGGAAGUACCAUGCAUUCAAGAAAAUUAGUACAGCUCAGAGUUUGUCUUCCGUUAGCUAUUCUGGUGUGACUUACACAAUCUGAAUUGCUACACAGGUUUCUUAGUAAUCAUGCAGACUUAAGGGUUCCCCUUUUGCAGACAGAAUUAACCUGGUUUGCCACAAGGUGCAAAGAUUUCAAUUCAAAACAUUGCUAUGCAUUGAAACCCAGUGUUGCACAAGCAGACUUCAUUUCAGCCACUGGGACUUUGUAUUUCUUCUCCACCCCUGUGCAGGCCCCCAUGUGCCCCCAAAGUCUGUUGCUGGAGGCUGGGGGCCCUCAAACACAUUUUGAGGGGGUGUAUUGAGGGCUGCAGGAUGAGCUAUUGUCCAUUCCACUUGUGCAUGGACAGCACAGGAUACAACCCAAAAAUAUAUAAUUAAAACAAAACAAAUUGACUUCCUUCUAAUCCGUUCCUUGGUUCUAUUAUUUAUCAAGAUACUGCAUGUCCAUAAUUAAGUUUGUAUCAUAUUUAAAUCACCGAUUAUCCAUUCAUAAUAAAAUUACAAGUAAUCUUAAAACCCUGCUAAUGUAUUGCCUGUGUACAUUGCUUCUCUAUAUAUGCAAUACAGUUUUUCUAUUCUUCCUUAAAUUCGUUAUCGUCUCUUCCUCUUAAUUUCAUCAUCAUUUUUGCCAUUUCUGCAUAUUCCAUUAGUUUAACUUGCCAACAGCCCAAAUUGUUACAGUAAAGGUGGUGAAGAUAGAUUGUUCAGCUGGUAUACAGAGAACUCUAAGCAGUAUGGCUAGUAGCAGUACUAGUUUAAAAAUUGAAAUUUGGACCCGCUUAAUAGGCAAAGCAUUCCAGCUUCCACAGCCAGAACCUUAAGCGUACUCUGUGUAAGAUGUAAAUAUUUAAAACUUUGGCACCACACUGUGCAGAUUGUAACAGCAAUUAAACACUGAGUGAGGAUGAAUAGCUAAAGCUGCUAAAAAGAUGGAAUGUCAGCUAUUGCCCAACUGAGACUGUAGAGAACAGUGAUUUAUUACUGGACGAAGUUACUAAGCUCAUGCUAUGCUCAAGCAUAAGAAUUCAUCCUUUAAUAAGUAGGAAUACUGUUCUACAUAUUCCACCUUGCACGACUCUAGUGAUUAAUACGUGUUUUCUAAUUUGUGGUCAAAUGGUGUAAAUGAAAACAUCAGAUACAUUUAACAAAGGCUGGUAACAACUAGAACUCUGUAAGUUACAAGUCUGCAAACUGACCUGCUAGAAGUCUGUGGAGGAUCUAGUUAAUUUGUGCCUUCUUUGUUGCAAAAGAAUUCAAAUAAAGCACAUUAAAGGAAUAUUAUUGGCAAACUGGGGUUAACUUCCACUCACUGUAUAGGAUACGUCCCAUGAACUCCCAUAUCCUAAAUGUCCAAGCUGAACAUUAGUAUAUAAAUUAAUGGAAUGAAAGCAUCUUGCAUUAUGCAUGUGAAAUAAAGUUAACUUAAAAGCCUUGCUGGAGCAGGCAAGGGUCUGUCCCAUAUUCUGUUCCCACUUGGCCAGGCUGAUGCAGGAGGAUGAAGGCACCAGCCCUCCCUGUUGCCAUCCAAAAACCAUUAUUUGGAUACAUGCUGCUCCUGAGAUUUGGAGGUUUCAGUUAGUCUGAGAAUAAGAUCCUUUGUGCUGAACUCAAGAACAUAUGAAGAACCCUAACUCCUCCAGUACUUGCUACUAAUGUGACUUAAUGUGUCUUUUUUUCUCCUUAAGACCAGUCUUUUGUGACACUAGCCACAAACGAUUCAUAUGUGAAAGGAGCACUUGUACUGGGGUCCUCACUGCGAAACCACAGAACAACAAAGAAGUUGACGGUACUGAUCACUCCCCAUGUCUCGGAUCCCAUGAGGUAAGGUGCAUAACAUACGAUAUGCAAGCCACUAAAAUAAGAAGUUUGGGUUAGUCUCUGCCAAGUACAGUGGAACCUCUACUCACGACCACAAUCCGUUCCGGAGGCCCGUCCUUAUGGUGAAACGGGUUGCUGGUAGAAGUGCCAUUGUGCGCAGGUGCAUUCGGUGGUGGCCCACUUCUGUGCAUGUGCAGACGGCAGCAGCCACUUCUGUGCAUGUGCAGACAGCGGCCGUUUCUGUGUGUGCACAAAUCACGGCAAACCCAGUGUUUACUUCCAGGUUUGCCGCAGUCGCAACUUGGAACUGGCCUAAGUAGAGCAGAACAUAAGUAGAGGUUCUACUGUAGAGGGAAACUGAACUAGGUGAACUCUCUUUAGGAGCAUUUUUUGGGCUGAUUUUAUUUUAGCUAGACAAAUGGAAAUAUCUGUUAACACAGUAGUAUAUCCUUUACAAUUUUUUUACUGAAAGGAAACAAAACAGCUGUGACUUAUUUCUCCCUCCCCAAUAAAAUCCCUAUUAAUUCUAAUUGGAAGAGAAAUUCCCAUUCAAGCCAAAAAACUGAAGCUGUGCUGAGAUAGUUUACUCCCCCCUCCACCAGCAGUUAAACACUAAUGCCAGUCUUCACGGCUUGUUUCUCCUAGGCAUUUCCUUCCAAAGUUGUUGCCACCACCAAUAACAGUGCAUCCUGUUUCUUCAUUCUGGUAUAAGGCAGCCGCUGUAUAGUGGGAGAGGACUGCCUAGAAAUUGAUUCUAAUCGAGCAAAUUUGUAGCCUGGUGUUGGCACUAGUUUUCCCUCACAUCUGGAGGACCAGUGUGCUUCUGAUCAUAUAGUCCAAAAGAAAUAAUGCAUGUACAGGUGUCUGCUUCACAAGAUCUAGUCAGUCUGCCAAUGGAUGUUGGAAAUACUGUAAUACAAAGACCUAUGCAAUUAUUGGAUCUCCAGGUACAGGUUGGAACAGAAAGUAGAUAACUAAUAAAACACUAUUUGAUCUCUUGGUGGGGCGAUCAGGAUUGUAUAUGGAAAAUCUAGUUAAAAGGAAUGAUUUGAUUAAUUGAACUGCAUCCUCUUCCUGUGAAAACUAGUCCGACUUCUAAAUGGUAUGCCAAACAUGAAAGAAACUUGACAGCACAGCAAUUGUCACAACUGGAUUGCUUUAUCUACAUGUGAAUUAUUUCCACUAACUAUCUGUGGCCUGAACUGGUGCACCAAAAUUGCAUGUCAUAGGAGCUGUAGUUCCUUGGUUAAAAUGUGAUGUCAAGUGCAUGAAACAUCAUACAAGAGCAUUUCUUUUUCUAGAGUUUAAAAAUGGUUUAAACUCUAGAAAUUUGGUCUACCAUUCACUUGGGAAGGACUUAGUUACUGCUGCAGAAGCUGCAGAGGAAAAGAGUUGUGGAGACAGAAGUCUGAAAAGCUGCAAAAAGAUUGGAACAAUUGAAAGUUGUUGGACGCUGCAGCAAAGGGAACCAAAAGAGGCCCAUCACGGGAGUUAGCAGUUGACCUUAGGCAUGCAAUUUGAUAAGUAUUGUCUUGGUUAAGGAAAAGAUCUAGAAAAUCUAUUUUUAAUUCAGACUGUAAGAUUACUUUUUUUUCUAAAAUCAUUUCCUCAAACCAUUCAGACAUUUUGCUUUACAAAACUUUACAGCAUAUUUGGGCAAAAGAUCCCUGCAUUGCAGGAUCCUCACAGUCCUUUCCAACUCUAUAAUUCUAUGAUUCUGUUUUGUUGGGGGUGGGAAUUGAUCUGUGCAAUUGACGCACGCCUUAAGUGCCAUGUCGCUCUACCUGGUAUUGGGAGUUGGUUGGGCUGGUUAAAGGGCUGUUUAGUAGAGACAAAGAAAAAUAAUAUCCACUUGGUGGCAGUGAUGAAGUUAACAAGUGGGGGCUGGUUUAGCUGGCUGCCUGGCUUGUCUCCCUCCUCUCCCACAGUUACAACCUGUACACUAUCCAAGUGAUAACAUCCCACACUGCAGCUCCUCCACACACCAGUACCAUUCCUUCUAGAAGCUGGGGUAAUACUAGCGUGGGGAGGGAUUACUACAAUAAUCAUCUUCCCUGUGGUCUGAGGAUUCUGAAACUACUUUUGUAGUUACAGGUAGGUAGCCGUAAAAAAAAAUCCUUCCAGUAGCACUUUAGGGACCAACUAAGUUUGUUAUUGGUAUACCAUCUGAAGAAGUGUGCAUGCACACAAAAACUCAUACCAAUAACAAACUUAGUUGGUCCCUAAGGUGCUACUGGAAGGAAUUUUUUUACUUUUGUAGUGAGGAAUAGAGCAGCAGAAGGUAAUGUGAGAAACAUCCCCAAUAUGCUACUGCUUGCAGUAUUACGGUUUUUUAUAAGUUCUGAAUUUGAAGAAGCAACUUAAGCUUCUGACAUCAAAGAACUACAAAACCAGGCCUUGUCUUGAUUGGUCUUCAAUUACAGUUUUUGGCGAACAGGUCCCCUGUCCUACCCAAUAUUGACUCUGCACAGUAGAAAUACAAAUGUUCAGAUAUUGUCUCAAUACUCUUCAAAUGUAGAGUUGUAGAAUGCUUUCCUGUUUAUUAACGGCAUAGUUGCUUCUGCAUUUAACCCUUUUGUGCAUGUAGCAGUUGAUCACUCAAAUAUAUUUAUGUGUCAUGUUUUAGUAGCUGCUUUUUACAUGCAAUAUAAAUGGUGUGUUUACUAUGUAUACAUAAUAAAAAAGUGUUACAUAAGCAUUUCCAUAAAACCUAAUCUUUAAAAGUCCCUCUCUAAAAUGUCAUACAGAUUUAGAGGGAACUGAAGGAAUUACACAAAUUCUAAGUGCACUGCAACAAGGUCCAGUGUCCAAAUGAAACAGUCAUUGCUACAACAUAAUAGCACAGAAUCAAAAUAUCGUAGGAGCUUCAUUUUUAAAUUUUAUUGGUGUUCCAACAGUGCUGACGUAAAGUGUAUUCUGUAACCAAAUUGGAUAUUGUAUGAAUAUCUCAGCUGCUGCCCAGAAGUCUUUGCACAGUCUUUAAAAGCUCCUUCUUCAGCUCCUGCAGCUUAAAAUAGCCAGCUGUCUUAUCAAGUGUGUUCCUAGAUCUUUCAGACCCAUAUGUCUGUGUGGGUUUAUGCAGGUCCUAUAUAUGCUGACAGUCCUUCCAUGCUACUAAUUCACGGCCUUUCAAGAGCAUUACCUGAAGGUGUGCUCUUUAGAAAGUUGCCACAUGGCUAGGCAAAUUCCUAAAGAUGUGUUGAGUGGAAAUGGAAUGAAGCAAUCUCCUUUCUCAAAAGAUCUGUGGAGAGGUGGGAGUUAAUAUGGUUGAGAGCAAGCACUGAGCAUUGAUGUAAAUUAUGACCAUUCGUUUCAAUAGGAAAGUAUUGGAAAAAGUUUUUGAUGAAGUAAAGCCAGUGGAUGUCUUGGACAGCGGAGACUCAGCUCACCUUGCACUGUUGAAAAGGCCCGAGCUUGGUAUUACAUUGACAAAACUCCAUUGCUGGGAACUAAUACAGUACUCAAAAUGCGUUUUUAUGGAUGCAGACACGAUGGUAUGUACUACUUGUUUAAGAACACAUUUGUUUGUUGGAUCUCUUAAAAUUUUAGGUGGAUAUUUAUGCAGCAACUUGAGUCGUGUGCGUAUUAUUAAAACAAAUUGUUUUGCCAUGCUUGACUUGAGACCCAUGUGCUUGCCAGCACGCUGCAAGAGAAGCUAAACUUAACCCACAGCAUUGAAUGCACCCAGCUGUUUUGUGCCAGCAGCAUCUCCUUCCUCUGCCAGUAUAUGGGCAGUGAUGUCAUCCUAAGAACAGAAGCUAGGUUGCAUGAGAAGUUCCUAAUGUAAGCUGUGGGGCAACCUCACAGAAUCCCAGAAGUGUCUGCAUUGUCUAGAAAGCAGUUUCUUCUCACCACUGCAAAGCUUGGGCAAGUAAGGGCAACAUGGUUUUUCUGCAGUUGCAAGGAAGAAGUUCUUGGAGCUUGACUGCAUAGAGUGAAAUGUACUUUUCCCCAGGGAAAAACCAUGCCCAGGUAGCAAGUCUUAAACUGUGCAGUACUCUGAGAAAGGGGACUCGCCGUAUUUUUCAAUCUAUAGGACGCACCCGACCAUAAGACGCACCUAGUUUUAGAGGGUGAGAACAAGAAAAAAAAUUUCUCCCUCUCUGUGCAGUGCCCCCUUCAGCGAAGCAGCAGGAGAAGCGGAGCCCCUUCCAUUUCUCCUCCCGCUUCGCUGAAGGGGCGCUGCGCAGAGAGGGAAAGCUGCACAGCGCCUCUCCAGCGAAGCGAAGCCAGGAGAGCAAGAGGGAUCGGUUUCGCACCGAUCCCUCUUGCUCUCCUGGCUUCGCGUUGCUUUCGCUGAAGCCAUGGAGCCUGCAUUCGCUCCAUAAGACGCACACACAUUUCCCCUUAAUUUUUGGAGGGGAAAACGUGCGUCUUAUAGAGCAAAAAAUACGGUAUAUCAUUGCAUUCACGGCUGGAAUACUAAAUUUGUACCCCCAAACUUUCUUCCUGUCUACUAGGUUUUGUCAAAUAUUGAUGAACUUUUUGAAAGAGAAGAGCUUUCAGCAGCACCAGAUCCAGGCUGGCCAGACUGUUUCAAUUCAGGAGUUUUUGUCUAUCGGCCUUCCAUUGAAACAUUCAAUCAGCUGUUACAACUUGCAACAGAGAAAGGCAGCUUUGAUGGUAUGUGCCUAACUGGUUCUGAGCAGUUGUGGGAAGAGCUAUUUUUUUUUUAAUACUUUGUGAAUGUUGUACUGUGACUCAAAAAAAACCACUAUGUAGGAAAUAUUUAAUGCUUGAACGACUCUGUGCUUUUUGAAAGCUUUCUAUAGAUUGGGGUUUUAGUUCAAUGGAUAUAUGAAACAUUAAUAAGAUUUCCUUAAAUUGACUGAAGUGCAGUCAGAGGGAAGUAGGUAAUCUGUCGAUAAAUCGGCUGUCUGUAUUUGAUUGAAAUAACUACAAGGAGAGAGUCUUUCAAAGCUUCAGAUUUUUCCUUUAACUGCCAAGAGCUUUCAUAUAUCUGAUAGUGGUUCUUGUGGUUCUGUUCCAUGUAAAACCAACACUGCUUUAUUUCCUAGUUCUGCCAGCUUUCUUACCGGACACGGAACCCAAGUCAUGGCGUGAGCCAACAAGUAAAUAAUUAAAACAGGAAAAUUGAUAUUUUAAAGCAUGGCUACUUUUGGAUGGCUUUAACUUAUAAAAAGUCAGUUGCUCAAUAGUCAAAUAGGAAGUGUUGGAGAUGAUUUGGAGAACAGAAGUAGAAGGGAAAUCUCACUGGUUGCUCCUUUGCUGUGCAAGUGCCACUAUAUAUCUGCUGGGAGAAUGGUAUAAUCAAGGGAAUCCUCUUUUGACCAUCGCAGAACAGUGUGGAAAAACCAGUGCCAAAACUAGCAUGUAGAGAGUUGGGAGUGCCGUAGUGCCUUUUGCAUAAUGCACCCAUAGCAGGAAGUGGGGUACCACAUUUUCAAACCCUCUAUAGUCACCCAGAAUACAGUGAGGGGGGGGAAGUAUUUGAUCCCCUGCUAAAUUUGCCCGUUUGCCCUCUGAGGAAGAAAUGAUCAGUCUAUAAUAUUAAUGGUAGGUUUAUUGCAGCUGUGUGAGACAGAAUAACAACUGGAAAACCCCCAGAAACCCAGAAGACAGAGGUCAGAGAUUGAUGUGCAUUAUAAUAAGUGAAAUAAGUAUUUGAUCCCCUAUCAACCAGCCAGAUGUCAGGCUACUUGGUAUCUUCACUAUGUAACGAGCUGAGAUUAGAAGCACCUGCUGUAAGGGAGAGGUCUUACCUGUAAUCCCAGCUUGUUACAGUACCUGUACAAAAGACACCUGUCGACAGAAGCAAGCAAUCCAGCAGAUUCCAAAGUAGCCACCAUGACCAUAACCAAAGAGCUGUCCAAGGAUGUCAGGUACAAGAUUGUAGACCUGCACAAGCUGGACUGGGCUACAAGACUAUUGCCAAGCAGCUUGGUGAGAAGGUGACAAUAAUAAUAAUAAUAAUAAUAAUAAUUUAUUAUUUAUACCCCGCCCAUUUGGCUGGGUUUCCCCAGCCACUCUGGGCGGCUUCCAAAAGAAUAUUAAAAUACUGUGAUACAUCAAACAUUAAAAGCUUCCCUAAACAGGGCUGCCUUCAGAUGUCUUCUAAAAGUCUGGUAGUUGUUGUUCUCUUUGACAUCUGGUGGGACGGCGUUCCACAGGGAGGGCGCCACUACCGAGAAGGCCCUCUGCCUGGUUCCCUGUAACUUGGCUUCUCGCAGUGAGGGAACUGCCAGAAGGCCCUCGGUGCUGGACCUCAGUGUCCGGGUAGAACGAUGGGGGUGGAGAUGCUCCUUCAGGUAUACUGGACCGAGGCCGUUUAGGGCUUUAAAGGUCAGCACCAACAGUUUGAAUUGUGCUCGGAAACGUACUGGGAGCCAAUGUAGGUCUUUCAAGACCGGUGUUAUAUGGUCUCGGCGGCUGCUCCCAGUCACCAGUCUGGCUGCUGCGUUCUGGAUUAGUUGUAGUUUCCAGGUCACCUUCAAAGGUAGCCCCACGUAGAGCGCAUUGCAGUAGUCCAAGCGGGAGAUAACCAGAGCAUAUACCACUCUGGUGAGGCAGUCCGCAGGCAGAUAGGGUCUCAGCCUGCAUACCAGAUGGAGCUGGUACACAGCUGCCCUGGACAUGGAUUUAACCUGUGCCUCCAUGGACAGCUGUGAGUCCAAAAUGACUCCCAGGCUGCGCACCUGGUCCUUCAGGGGCACAGUUACCCCAUUCAGGAUCAGGGAAUCCUCCACACCUGCCCGCCUCCUGUCCCCCUAGAAACAGUACUUCUGUCUUGUCAGGAUUCAAUCUCAAUCUGUUAGCCGCCAUCCAUCCUCCAACCGCCUCCAGACACUCACACAGGACCGUCACCGCCUUCACUGGUUCUGAUUUGAAAGAGAGGUAGAGCUGGGUAUCAUCCGCAUACUGAUGAACACCCAGCCCAACCCCCUGAUGAUCUCUUCCAGCGGCUGCAUGUAGAUGUUGAAAAGCAUGGGGGAGAGGACAGAACCCUGAGGCACCCCACAAGUGAGAGCCCAGGGGUCUGAACACUCAUCCCCCACCACCACUUUCUGAACACGGCCCAGGAGGAAGGAGUGGAACCACUGUAUGACAGUGCUCCCAGCCCCUCAAGACGGUCCAGAAGGAUGUUAUGGUCGAUGGUAUCAAACGCCGCUGAGAGAUCCAGCAGAACUAGGAAACAACUUGUGCAAUAAUUCACAAAUGAAUAAUUGUGCAAUAAUUCACAAAUGGAAGAAACACAAAAUAACUGUCCACCUCUCUUGGUCUGGGGCUCCAUGCAAGAUUUCAUCUCAUGGAAUUGCAAUGAUCAGAAGAACAGUGAUGAAGCAGCCCAGAACUACACAGGGGGGGGAACUUGUCAAUGAUGUCAGGGCAGCUGGGACCAUAGUCACCAUGAAAGCAGUUGGUAACACACUACGCUGUGAAGGACUGAGAUCUUGCAAAGCCCGCAAGGUCCCCUUGCUCAAGACAGCACAUGUACAGGCCUGUCUGCAGUUUGCCAAUGCACAUCUGAAUGACCCAGAGGAGAACUGGGUGAAAGUGUUGUGGUCAGAUGAGACCAAAAUUGAGCUCUUUGGCAUCAGCUCAACUCGCCGUGUUUGGAGGAGGAGGAAUGCUGCCUACGACCCCAAGAACACCAUCUCCACUGUCAAACAUGGAGGGGGACAUAUUAUGCUUUGGGGGUGUUUUUCUGCUAAGGGGACAGGACACCUUCACCGCAUUGAAGGGACGAUGGACGGGACCAUGUAUCGUCAAAUCUUGGGUGAGCCACCUCCUUUCCUCAGCCAGGGCAUUGAAAAUGGGUCGAGGAUGGGUAUUCCAGCAUGACAAUGACCCAAAACACACGGCCAGGGCAAAAAAGGAGCGGCUCAGGAAGAAGCACAUUAAGGUCCUAGAGUGGCCCAGCCAGUCUCUAGACCUUCAUCCCAUCAAAAAUCUGUGGAGGGAGCUGAAGGUUUGAGUAGCUACACAUCAGCCUCAAAAUCUUACUGACUUGGAGAGGAUCUGUAAAGAGGAGUGGGACAAAACACCUCCUGAGAUGUGUGCAAACCUGGUGGCCACUUACAAGAAAUGUCUGACCUCUGUAAUUGCCAACAAGGGUUUUGCCACCAAGUACUAAGUCAUAUUUUGCAAAGGGGUCAAAUACUUAUUUCAGUCAUUAUAAUGCACGUCAAUCUCUGACUUUUGUCUUCUGGGUUUCUGAGGGUUUUCCUGUUAUUCUGUCUCUCACAGCUACAAUAAACCUACCAUUAAAAUUAUGGACUGGUCAUUUCUUUGUCAGAAGGCAAGCAGGCAAAUUUAGCAGGGGAUCAAAUACUUUUCCCCCCUCACUGUACCUGCUCAUGGAGUUCUUUGCAGUGAAUUGUCAGAUUAAGGCUGGAAGGCAUUUUUGCCAGGCUUCCUCAAACUCGGCCCUCCAAAUGUUUUUGGCCUACAACUCCCAUGAGCCCUAGCUAGCAGGACCAGUGGUCAGGGAUGAUGGGAAUUGUAGUCUUGAAACAUCUGGAGGGCCGAGGUUGAGGAAGCCUGAUUUACGCCUUCCUUAUCUCCAAAGAUGCAGAUAAGGAGAAAGAUGCAGCUGCCUUGUCAAUGGAAGUUGAGCACUGCCGUCUGCAGCUACAACUCAGAGGGGUAGAGCUAUGUUAUAUAUAGCUUCAGACAGCUUAUUUGAGCAGGGGGAGGUUGCGUUUCAAGUUCACGCCUGCCUUUUGAAUACUUGCCCCCUCGUCCCUGGCUAAUACAUCUAACAAAUCACCCGGGAUUGACUUGUUGAAUCCUGUUGCGGGAAUAAUAUUUCACCAUUAUAAAUACGUCAGCCAAGCUUUUAAACAAAAUGUUAAAAUAGUUUCUGUUAUGUGUUUAUAUCUCCCUUCUCAUCAUAUUGCAUAAUAUCCCAUUUUCCUCCAAGAAAUUCAAGGUAGCAAACAUUGUCCCCACUCCCUAUUUUUUUAUCUUUACAACAAACCUGUUAAGUAGAUUAGCCUGUGGGAAGGUGAUGGGCCCAAGGAAUCGCAACCAGCUUCCUGGGUGAGUGGAGAUAUGAACCAUUGUCCUACUAAAUCCCACUAACUCUCAGUGUACAUACUAAGAAGGUUAAAAUGGUAUUCCAGGUCUUCAAAAUGCUUCUAAAGGCUUCAGUCGUUUAUUUAUUUUGGAACCAAUUCAAUUUCAGGCAAAGAGUGGUAGAGAUGAAAAAUUUCCCAUUCAGACCACUCUAAAACAAAUAUCUUCAGCCGUGCUACUUAACACAAGGGUUCAAACAUCCAUUAUAGGAUUGGAUGGACCAAAAGGUAAUUACUGCUUCUAAGAGUGAACUUGGGUAGAGAAAAGACUGGAGAUAAUGGGAAACAAGAGGGAAAAGUUACUAUUUGUGUUGCCAAGUCAAACAUUUGCACACUCCAGCCUUUUCCAGGCAGGUUGUGUUCCAGCUUGAAGUUGCCUCGAGUGCCGUUAGGCAGCCUCUACUGUAAGAGCUGAUGGGGAAGGAAGCAUAGUAGUAGCUCAAGCAAAGAUGUUUGGAGCACCUUCAGGCAGCAGUGACCAAGCAAACUGAAAAGGCUGUCGGGGAAGAUCAGCUGCCAGUUUCCAGCCCCCAGGUGCCUUGGUUCUGCAACCUUCCUCCCAGCUUUGGACAUGGGGAGAUGACCAGGAUCACCAAGCAAUUGCUAGGACCAUCCUUGCUAACUUCCACAUCGUAAAGAUUGUGUGGGGAGAGGUUUGUUGUUCAUCAUGCUUGCCCGAUGGUGGCUUCACAAUUGCUGUAGUGAACAGAAUUAUUGUAGAAGGGCACCCCUGACAUUUGCAAAAGUUAAAAAGAAUGGGGGACCCCCCAACGAAAGUCCAGUGUGGACUGAGUAUGCUCAAAAAGUAUGGGAUAUUGAGUAUUUGUUGGAAAAAAGAGAACCUGAACUUGGGGAAGCAGAAUCACCUGGGGAAGGCUAGCUUAAUGUGAAGGUGCACUAGGCUUGCUUGAACCUUGAAGGGAAACCCUUUUGCUAGGAGAUAAGGAUGCAUUUUUUUAUAAGCCUUUCUUGCUUAGGCUGACCACUUGCAUGGGCACACCCAACAGGGCCACAAUGUAUUGCAAGCAAGAGAGUGCAGUAGGAAAGAGCCUCCAGGGCUCAAGAAGUCACACAAAUUAGACAUUCCACAUUGGGUGACACCCCUGAGCUUGCUUGCUUGUUUGUAUAGCAUCAUUUUCAUUGUUAACAAAGCUAAACUCUGCUGCUUGUGAUGGAAUGCUUUUGUUCUUUAACAAAAUUCUCUGUGUAGGUAAUGGUGAAGAUGAUGGUUGUUCUUUGCUAUUAUAUUGGAUGGUUCAAGUACAUGGGAACUCUGCCUAGGGAAAGGCUAUUUACACUACUUAGAGGCAAAAGCUUUGCUUCUGUUCAUAGCUGCACAGUUGAAUUGGCUUCAGUUUGCUAUAAAAUAUACAUGCAGACUAGAUACUGACACCACCAUGAAUGGAUUACCAUGGGAAUGCAAUCCUAGCUAGUCUGGAGCAGGGGGGAAAGCAUUCUAGGGCUGCAUUCUCAUAGAUUAAACUUGCUACUAAAGUUACUUUCUAACUUUCAGAAUUGCUUGCAUUGGUCAGUGGAAGCUAAGAGCAAGUCCUAAGAGGCAGUUCUUGUCCUGAUUUCAGUUGCUUUCCACCAGAUGCAUUUGUUCCAAUGAAUGAAAAAUAACAGGGAGUGCAAAAUAAAGUACCCAUGUCAAAUAGCAAGAGUUAUUUGGGACUAUACUUUUGAAUCACUUUACUGUCUGUGCUGUAACUUAAGCACUGGCACCAGUAGAGCUGGCAUGGAUACGAGAAGGCUUGUAAGAAGAAUAGUGAUUUCAUGGUGUUUUGUCUGGAACAAAACACAAGUAGAAGUGUUGUGUUCUUUCUAACUGUAUUUCACUCAUUUGGCUUUGGCAUAAUAAGAUAGUUUUGAAUUUAUCUGGGGGAGGGAGGGAGAGAGAGAAGCAAGUGUGUUGAAUUUCAUUCGAAGUGGAAACAUUAUAAUGGGUAAACUCUGAUGCUAACCAUGGCACAUUUGAAAGCAAACCUCAAGUGACAUUUCUGCUGUGGGAACUAGAAAUAGAAAUGAAGCUGUUAUUUCUUUAGAAAUGUGUGCAGUGUCUAGGGGCUUUUCUUCCCUAGCUUUGUGAAAUCAUUGCCAGCAAGUAGCCCUGAAUCUAGAUUACAAACUUGAUACAAGAAGGACUGAACCAGAACUUCAGUAAGAAUUUGAUAAUCUUGUAUAAGUAGUAAUCUUGAGUCUGUAGAAAGCAAUCCUAGUAUACUUCAAUCUGCCUCUUUAAAAAGAAGCAUAUGGAAAGAAUUCCGUUUCACGAAUCUUUCUGCUGCUAAUGAGAAAAAACAAUGCAAUGCACCUCUUUAGAGGAAUAGUUCAGCUACAUAAAAGGGCAUUGGGCUUAAAACUUCAAACACCAAACAGUUGGAUAUGCUUGCUACUACAGAGUUGAGAAAUGACAUUAUUUCCAGCAGGCAUACAGCUGACAAAGUCAGAAUUUAUGGGUUAAGUGUCCAGAACCAAUACAUCCAAUAACUUAUAGGUGGUGGUGGUUCUUCUUAUUAUUAAAAAUUAUAUUCUGUCCUUCACCCAAGGAUCACAAGGUGGUUUACAAUAUAAAACCACAAAAAUAGUAACAAACAAACAAAAAAUACCCCCACCACACACACAGAGUGUGUUUAAAACAGGAUUAGGCAACCUAAGGCCCAGGGGCCAGUUGCAGCCCAAUCGCCUUCUCAAUCCAGCCCAUGGAUGGUCUGGGAAUCAGCGUGUUUUUAGAUGAGUAGAAUGUGUGCUUUUAUUUAAAAUGCAUCUCUGGGUGUAGGAAUUUGUUCUCCCCCCCCAAAAAAAAAUAUAUCGUCCAGCCCACCACAUGGUCUGAGGGAUGGUGGACUGGCCCACAGCUGAAAAAGGUUGCUGACCCCUGGUUUAAAAGGUCAUAGAUUGUCUGAUUAGACAAAUGCCUGGAAGAAGAGGAAUGUUUUUGCCUGGUGCCUAAAGAUAUGUAGUGAAGGCGCCAGGCAAGCCUCCCUAUGGAGAACAUUCCACAAAUGGGGAGCCAUUGCAGAAAAGGCCCGUUCUUGUGUUGCCACCCUCCAGACCUCUCGUGAAGGAGGCACACGAAGAAGGGCCUCGGGUGAUGAUCGCAAGGUGCAGGUUGGUUCAUAUAGAGAGAGGCAGUCCUUGAAGUAUUGCAGUCCUGGGCUUCUAAGUAGUGUGGACAGUUUGUGUCUCCUUGUGUAAAUGAAAUGUUAAAAGUAUCUAGAAUUCCUGCUGCCUUAAACUGAAAUGGAUCUGAGCAGUUGUCAUUUGAUGUGGAGUGGGGAACCUGUGGCCCUCCAGAAGUCAUUAGAUUACAACGCUCAUCAUCCCUGACCAUUGACUAAUAAUAAUAAUAAUAGCUGCUGUCUGCCAGCAUUUUAUUGAUCCAAAUAGUAACAACUGUUGUAACGAUUAUGGAUGCCUGAAAAGCCAUGAACUUCAUUUUUCCCAGGCUACACCUAAAACCCAGACAUUUCUGUCCUAGCUCUGUCUCAGGCAUACAAAAUCUGCUUGGGUCUGCCAAGUUUUGCUGUGGCUUUGGCUCUAGUUCUGAACACAGUCAUUAAUUGGGUCACUGGAGCAACUGCAUAAAGUAUUUGGGACCUGUUUACCUGAGGGACUGCUUGGUCCCAUUUGUGCCUAUCUGACAGCUUUGAUCUGUGGAACAUGUGCUUUUUAGAAAUGUCAUAUAAUGCUCCUUCUACAUUUGCAAAGAGUUGAGCUUUCAGCAUGGUAACACCUAUGUUUUGGAACUCUCUGCUUAGUGACGUUAUGUAGACAUCUCCAGGUGUUUUUGAUGCCUGCUGGAAACUCUUUUCUUUCACCAGAACUCUGAUUUAGUUUUGUAUGUUUGUUUUUAAAAGUGUGUUUCUGACAUUUAUCUGCUUUAUUGAUUUUCUUACAUACACCUCUUAAGAUAGUGUUUCAAUUAAAAAUUUUUUAUAGAUUUUUCUAACUAAUUAAAAGUUGGUUCCAUAACACUUGCAAUAUGUCAUACAUGGGGCUGCCUCUGAAGAUGGUUCGGAAACUUGAGUUGGUGCAAAAUGCAAUGGCCAGAUUGCUCACCAGAAUAAGACGGUUUGAGCAUAUAGCACCAAUCCUGGCACAACUGCACUGGCUGCCAAUUAGUUUCUGGACUCAAUUCAAAGUGCCUAUAAAGCCUUACAGAGCUCAGGACCUCAAUAUCUAUCAAUCAAUCUUUAUUACGGUCCAGAGACCCAACAAAUCAUUACAAAUCAAUGCACAAUUCAUACAGCCUACCUCCAGGUACCUCCUCAAUAUCUUAAGGAUCACCUUGCCUUGUAUGAACCGACCCAGACCCUGCACUUGUCAUCUGAGGCCCAUCUCUAUGUCCCCCAUCCUAGAGAGGUUCAGAGGGUGGCAACAAAGGAACUGGCCUUUUCUGUGGUGGCUCCCAGAUUGUGGAAUGCUCUCCCCAGAGAGGCUCACCUGGUGCCAUUACAACAUGUCUUUAUGCACCAGGCAAAAACAUUCUCUUUACCCAGGCUAUUAAAUAAUCAAUGGGGGGGGCUGUUGUUAUGACUAUUUUAUUAUUAGACUGUCUGUCAGUAUGUUUUUUAUUACGUUUUUAUCAUUGAUGUUCUGUGAUGUGUUUAUCAGAAGAUCCCAGGGCGGUGUACAAUAUUAUAAAGGGUGGUAUAUAAAUUGACUGAAUGAAUACAUAAAUAAAACCCCUCACUUAAGGGCAAUACACCACUUUGACAAUACAGUGGUGCCUCGGGUUACAAACACUUUGGGUUAUAGACUCUGCUAACCCGGAAGUAGUACAUCGGACUUUGCCCCAGGAUGAGAACAGAAAUCGUGCACCGGUGGCAGCGGGAUACCCCAUUAGCUAAAGUGUUACCUCAGGUUAAGAACUGUUUUGGGUUAAGAAUGGACCUCCUGAACGAAUUAAGUUCAUAACCAGAGGUACCACCGUAUCAUAGUUGCUGCCUUGCUUCUCUCCAGAAUUGGCUAGGCUGAGUUGCACAACACACAAGGCCCUGUGACAUCUAUCUAUUGCUUUCCACACUGCAAAAUAAUCUGAAGGCGUACUGUAUGACACACACAACCCCUUCUCAGGUCACUGAAGCAAUUGCCUUGGGUAAAAUGCCAGCAGUUUGGAGGCAAGAAUACAAACUCAUGAGUCACUGGUGCUUGCACACAUCUUGAUUAGACAAGGGGACAACUAGCACUUAGAUUUGCUGUUAUUGGGUUGCCCAAUUAUGCAUUUUCAUGGCCCCUGUUAAACCCUUAUCAUAUCUCUCUUUCAGGUGGGGACCAGGGUUUAUUAAACACUUUCUUCAGCAGCUGGGCAACUACAGACAUCAGCAAGCACCUGCCAUUUAUUUAUAACUUAAGCAGUAUUUCGAUCUACUCCUAUCUCCCAGCAUUUAAAGCGUAAGUGGACAAAAUGUAUAAAAUCAACUUACAUAGGUGGUUUCUCCUGUUCAUGUUAUGUGAAGGCUGUUUCCAAAGUGGAGACCAGUCUGGUCUGUGCUUGUUCUUGCAAGGUGCCACCAAGCAAGAGCAAAUAUAGUCGAAUCGAGAACCUGUUGAUAUUAAAGUGUUCAUACCUCAUUUAGGACAGGAAGUUAUUUGUAAGUCUGACUUUGCUAGUAGACUUCAAUCUGUUCUAAAUUAAAUACCUAAGCUAUGUUGAUUACAGCUGGGGGUGGAUUGUGUGAGGUCUUUUCCACUCCUUUAUCUUGCAACAGCCAUCUGGGCCAACUGUGUUUACAACAAAUAUAAUGUCUUAACUUUAAAGGUAGGACUGGGGAACCAUUGGCCACAGCCAGCCUAGCCCAGUGGCCAGGAAGAACAGGAGUUGUAAGACGGCUUCACCUGCUUCCUGAUCUUUGUUCUGAGCACUUGUCCUGAUGUUCCUCCAUAGCAUGGAGGUCCUGUAGUGUGGCUACUUUACAUCCAUGACAUGGAAUGUUGAAACCCCUGGUCCAUGUGGGAGGUGCCCAUGACCCUGCUCCUUCCAAAGCUGCUAAUACCCAUCCUAAAACUGCAUCCCCUGUGACCCAGGGAUGGUCACCCCACCCUUAGUAUAGGAGCUCUCCUACCGUCACAGUACAGAAAGGACCGCUAAUGCAAGACAUAAGCCGCUUUUGAAUACUUCCCAAUUGUCUAAAACCUCCACAAAUGUAGUCCACAUUUGCUUGAGAAUGAGUGCCAACAUGACUGUUGGAGAGGCUUGCUUUCAACCCCCCACCCCACCCACUGCUGGGAGAGAAAUAGGCUAGAACAACAAAUGGCUCUGUUCAGUUGCCACCUCUGAUCGUGCGGGCAAGUGGGUAUUGCAGUGUCCCUACAGAAAUGCAAUAUGGGUACUCUGUAAAAUCCUUUGGAAAAGGAAUGAGAAUGCCUUCUUUAAAAGGUAAUAUUAAGAUAGUCUAGGACUUCAGGAAAUACAGUGGUACCUCUGGUUGCGGAUGGGAUCCAUUCCAGAGCUCCAGUUGGAUCCCAAGGUUUCCACAACCCGCGAAACCGUUUCUGCGCAUGCGCAUGUGGCAAAACCUGCAAAAAUACUUCUGGGUUUGCUGUGUUCACAUCCUGAAGGAUACGUAACCGGAGAUGUUCGUAUCCAGAGGUACCACUGUAUUGUGAGCUGUUGGACACUGAGGCACAGUGUGUGUGUGUGUGUGUGUGUGUGUGUGUGUGUGUGUUUCCUUUGAGUAGACACGAUGCACAAUAGUCGCAUCCUACAUUUAAAACUUACAGUGCCAACCUCUAUGGGUCUAUUCAGAAGUAAGCCCUGUUAGAUCAAUUGAUUUACUCUCAGGUAAAUGAGUAUAGGAUUGUAGCCUUAAGUCCCUUUGACGAGAGCCACAGACCAUACAGUCUUAGUCAAAAACAUAUACAGCAUAGUGUAUCUAUUUCCCAACCCUGAUGUAGCCUAAAAUAUUUCUUUAUGAUGCCAGGCGUCAAGAGUCCAGAUUUAAAUUCUCCCUGGAAAUUGUAAGGUUUAAGUAAAUAUCUUAACCCAUGCCACUCAUAUAUCCAGAAGUUAAUGAGCGAUUUGUAUGAGCAAGUCUCCAGGCAACAUCAAGUAACUAGAGUUCUGUGGAGCAGCUAACGUAAGCAGUGUGUUCGGUGGCUCAGGUUCAAAAUGUCUUGUGAUCGCAGCAUCAUAUGAAGCACUGUCAAGUUAAAAUUAGAAGACUUAUUCUUGGAAGUCCAUGCAAACUGGAAUGAAUACAUAGUACUGAGUGGUUGGUGGAGAGAAUAUCUGGCUCAGUGUAUGGUAUUGUGGUGUUGUGUCUUUAAGCUGUUGACUUACUUGAAUCAUGUGAUACCUGGUUCCUAUGAUUCACCUCCUUUCUGUUUUGAGGUCAGGUUUGUUGUCUCUGCUUUUGGUGGACCCAAGGCCGUUCCUCUGCCCAUUCAAGUGACAGCUUGAAAGCCUGAGUCUCUGGGAAACUUGUGGCUUUCAGGGAGAAUGAAUCUGAACACAAGAUGUCCCCACCCAGGGGAUUCAAGCUGUGCCAAGCAGUUACAGCUCACGGAAUGAAUGACAUUUUAAACCCUGUUAUGAUCACAUCUAAUCUGCUGGCUUUUUAGAAUGGAAAAGGGGAUUUAUCAAAAACAGGUGCAAACCUCAGCCUCUUAAAUAAAAUCCUUCAAGCAGUGAUGUCAGGGUUCCAAAUAGGUUCAGGUAGCUAACUUAGCAUUUUGCUCAGGCAAAAAGGCAGUUGGCAGUGGACAAAUGGGAUCAAAUUACUAUACGGCAGGCCUAGAAUGCAUGUUAACUUGGCAAAUGAGUUGCCCAUUGGAAGUCUACUAAGUUGACCUGAUGUAUACCUAACAGCUCAUUCAAUCCUCCCACAUAUCCCAAAUAGGCUGCCUUUCUAGUUCGGCCUCUGCCCCUCCAUUGCUCUGAGCUUGACUUUGGCUAGUCAGUGUACACACACACACACACACACAGAGAGAGAGACAGACAGACAGACAGAUUGAUUGUCCAAAUCAUUCUGUAACUCUGCUAGAAGUCAACAAGGGAGGGGAUAAUAAUUUCAUCCAGAAUCUACAACCAGCUGCAGGCCUAACUCCCUAUAGUAAAAUUAUUUAAGUAUCUCCUAGACUAGUGAACUGUAUAAAUAACCCUGAUGCAAACUGUCAUGUGAAACGACCAAAGCAACUUAGAGAUGAGAAGUCAGAAUUGAAAAGCCUUUUUAAAUAACAUUUCUUUUCUUCUUUUUCGGUACUUUAACCUGGAAAAGGUGCCCUAUAUAGUACUGCACGGGGUUUGCAGAGGACAUCUUUUCCCUUCCAUCUAGCCCUAAACCUUUCCUCAUUAUGCUUUAGAGCAAAAGCACUCAGGAACAAGCCUCUCAGCUUGUAUUGUUGCUACAUUGCUAGGGGAAAGAGUGUUAACCUUGGAAUAUGCAUUCUUCUUCCCAUGCUUGCCUCCCGUGAUACUAUAAGCAGUCAUGGGCUCAAGCAGGCAAAUUCCUUCCAUUCUGUCUCCUUUUUUUUUUUUUUACGUUUAACCGAAAGCUUCAAUAUUCAGUGGCUUAACUGCUCUUGACCCUAGACUUGACCUCCAGACUUGCUCUGCCUGACUUCAGGUCCAUUGAACAUCUUGUUUCCUUCCCAAAGGGCAGGCAUCGGGAUAGGUAUUUUUGUAUUUUUCUGCUGCUAACUGCCGUAAGAUCUUCAGACACAAAUUUAAAAGGAUAAAUAAAUACAUUUGCUCACAAAAAAAUAGUAUUUUUCUUACCUCCAUAUCCUCAAUAUUCUGUAGAUCUUGGAAACUCACCAAGCCCUAUAAAACCUGUAUUUUUUAACACCUAGGAAGUCAUCUGAUUUUAUGUAGAAAUCACCUCUUUUCUGAGUGGCCUUGUUUUGCUUCCAAGCAGGCAAUUUAUCCACCCAGCUUUGCUAGUAGAAAGGAAAAGUUGGGGACCUCCGUCAGAUCAUUGCAAUAAUAGCAGUGACCAUUUUGCAUUAUGCCCCUGUUCUCUGGUCCAAAAGGACCCAUGUGUUGAUGAUCACGUGUCAAUGAGACACACCUAAAAUUUCAGCCUGUAAUGGGUGUUGCCUCUUUGGCCUGCAAUAAAAUAACAAUAACAGCAUUUUGGAGGUCCCUGGUUGCAAGGUAGUUAUAUUGGUCUCAACUAGGGCCAGGGCCUUUUCAGUAUUGGCCCCAACUUGGUGGAACGCUCUGUCACAAGAGACUAGGGCCCUGCGGGACUUGACAUCUUUCCGCAGGGCCUGCAAGACGGAGCUGUUCCACCUGGCCUUUGCUUUGGACUCAGUCUGACCCUUAUGUUUCCCUCCCCUUAUGGUUUUGAUCUAUGGGCUACUUUUAAAAUGAGGCUGCAUUUUAAAUUGCAUUUUAACCUGUAUUUUAAAUUGGGUUUUUUUCCUAUUAUGUUUUUACUGUAAUUUUACUGGUGCUAGCCACCCUGAGCCCGGCUCUGGCCAGGGCGGGCGGGGUAUAAAUAAUAAUAAUAAUAAUAAUAAUAAUAAUAAUAAUAAUAAUUAACAAUAUUUAGAACUCAUAGUGGAUUGACAGGGAGAGACAAGACAGUUCCAUCCCCCCCCCCCCAAUCUUCUAUGAAGGCUUUGUCCUGUUGAGGACUUAGGUUUGGGACUUGCCGCCAGGAUUUUGUAUUACAGGCACGGGGGUUGUGUUCUGGGUCAUUGCGCACUGCGGUGGUCACACGUAAGCCUGUUUCACCCAACUUCUGGAGUCAAAAGUGGCACGCGCAUCUGCAGUCCCCCAGAAAAUAGUUGUUCCCUCUAUAUUGAAACCAGGAGGUUUUGAGAAAGAGGAAAAAUAUGGUCUUCCUUCCUUCCCUCUGAAACUUUCCCAUUUAGAUGGGAGGUUUCCUAGCUUGGUGGCACACAUUUGUCGCCCAGUGUCUCCCAAGAUACUUGCCGUAAAAUUGCUUGAGCUAGCCAGUUGUCCUUUCAGCUGACACCUUCAGCAGGGCAAAAUUCUAAAAUGCUUUAAACCUGCCAAUAAAUGCCAAUAACUAUCACGUACCCUCAUAUUGGAGGUUAGAGAUGUGACUAAACCUGGUUUGGAUUUUUGCCCCCAAAUCCACUUGUCAAGACUCUCUACCAGACCAAAUUCAGCACUUGGUUGCAUGCAUGAGCUUUGUGCUAUAUUGGCUAGCAUGCAGUAACUGCUGUGCUAAAAUGCUACAUUCCUCCAUUGUUUUUGAUGGGCAGCUCUCACUUCCAACUUAGGGGAGGGGAAAAAAUAAGUCUAUAGGGACCAGAUAUUUUCCACGUCCUUACAAUGGGGCAUACAGUGGUACCUCGGGUUACAUAUGCUUCAGGUUACACACUCCGCUAACCCAGAAAUAGUGCUUCAGGUUAAGAACUUUGCUUCAGGAUAAGAACAGAAAUCGGGCUCCAGCGGCACGGCGGCAGCAGGAGGCCCCAUUAGCUAAAGUGCUUCAAGUUAAGAACAGACCUCUGGAACGAAUUAAGUACUUAACCCGAGGUACCACUGUACUAGAAUUCUCUCUAGUCUAAACCAAAUGAAAAUUGUGUUAAGUUCUGGAAGCUCACAGAUAGAUCCUUGUUGGUCCCCUUACACUUUAGUGUCUUUGAACUACUUCUACCUAACUAGGGAGCCACAGACUUGCAAAAAAACAACCACCCAACCCAUGUUAUUUCAGGGUGUUUCAGUUUUGCUUAUGAAUAGAUAAACUGUUAAUCACUCAUAUAUUUGUAUAUAUGGUAAAGAUGGAGUUCUAUUGUGUAAUGCUGUGGAAGCACAGGAACUGUGCAAAAUUUGGCAUAAAAUCCAGCAUUUUAGGGAUUUAAUGCUCUGGUUAUUUAAAAAAUGUUCUAGUCCUAAGGCUGCAAAUCAGUAUUGCCAUGCUAUACGGUGUGAACACUAGCAAAAUGUUUAGAUGCUAGAAUGGGGCCAAUUGAAGGCUUGGUUGUCAGAAGGAGCCCUAAUGACUUGCAUACCUCUUUGCUAUUCACAUGACAAAUUGAAGCAGAAUGAAUUAUGCAGACUAGGUGCUACUUUAUACAGGGCAUAGAACAGUGUUUCUAUUGGCACUGAAUUGUUGCCUCGGUGCAAAAUUUCACGUUUCAAAUGGUGAUAUGCAGCCUCUUACUUCAUAUGGGGUUUCCUGCUGAGCAUUUGCCCUAAUACUUGUAUGAAAUCCCUGUAGUGGUGGCUUUCUGGUGUUCUUACAACAACUACUAUUGUUUGUUGUAUUUAAUGCAUACAAAAUGAAGUUCUAGUCUUGGUAUACUUUUUUAAAAAAAAUCAAAUCAGUUUAAAGCAGCUUACAAAGGUUAGUUGCUUUUUUGUGGAAUGGAUUAGGUAUGCUUACUCCUGUGUGGAGGAGCCAUGACAAAGUGCUCCCUUCUGCAGCCCACCCAUCAAGCAGAGCUUCUCCUGACAGGUGCCUUCCAACUCUUAAAAUACUAUGAUUUUGUAGGUUUGGGACAAAUGCUAAAGUGGUUCACUUCCUGGGAAGACUGAAACCGUGGAACUACGCGUAUGACUCCAAAGCAAAAAGUGUCAAAGAAGAUGCUCAAGAUCCCACAGCGAUUCAUCCAGAGUUUCUCAAUAUGUGGUGGGACAUCUUCGUCACAAACAUAUUGCCAUUGCUACAUCAACAUGGUGUCGUUAAAGAUACAGCUACUGGUGUAAAGGCGGUAGGUCUCCUUAAUGUAUUUAACCUGCCUUAACUGGAGAAUUGUGUUGUGGGGGGUAGGAGGAUCACGUUCUUUGCGCUUGUGAGGAAGCCAUUACUUGGCCUGAAACUAGCAUGGUUGCUACAAAAACAGCUUGCAGUCCUGCAAUCACAAGGCUACUUAGGGAUAAUGACCUCAGCCAAAAUGGGUUAGCUUUUUCCUUAAUUAAUGCAGCACACUGGCUUGGAGCUGCAACUGUUAACUAGUGGUUGGAUACCAGAAUAAGUUUAACACUUCUGGACUGUGCUAAUGGUCAAACUAAACAGUAACUGGGCCAGGCCUACCUAUAUUAAGAGAUCAGUAAGCAGAUUCUUUAAACGUUUCUCCCACACAUCCCUAAAAUGUAUUACUAGAUAUUACAGUUUAAUACUAGUUUUUGCUAACACGGUUGUUAAAGAAAAGGGGGUCAGGAAGCAUGCACAUAAAGUAGGAUUGAAUGUUAAUAUAGUAAACCUUGAAUCUUCAAGAUUCAGCUGUAUUAUUUUUGGACUGUGUAGACAAAUUGGUGUAGAUCGGAUGGCUGCAACCGCUGUCUUCACACUGCAUUAUUGCAAUUUGGAGAGGUCUUAUAUGGGGACUGGCCUGAACCAUAUGAAACCCACUAGACUGAAUUGUUUGGCAUGGAUCAUUACAAAAUGCUUACUGAAAACUCUGUUAAUCACACGUGCACAGUGCUUGGUGGUAAUACUUUCUAACUGCUACUUAACAUUCUGUAAGCAAGUGGUCCAGAGCACUAUGGGUUGUAUCUAAUUAGGUUGUACUCAAUGGUAGACCCUUUGAAACAAAUGGACCCAAGUUAAGUCAUGGCCAUUAAUUUCAAUAGGCAUACCUGGAAUGUGAAGAAUGGUGGAUACAGCCCUGCAUCUCCAGUAGUCAUCAUUUGAUUCUGUAUACCAAUGGAUUUUUCUCUUUAACUUCAGAUCUAGCAGGUUUUCUGCCUCUUAACACUCAUUUUUGUGUACUUUGGAAGUGAAAUUUGUAGGCAUCCAAAUUGCCCUUUAAACAUCCAGAUUCGGCAAGAUUCAAACUUAGACGGCUUAGGACUCGUGUGUGAAACCUCCAGACACUUCAAGUUGUGGUGCUUGGCAGCACCACAUAUGCAAACUUGUCAAAAAGUGAUUUUCAUGCGGAUGUGCUUGCAAUUUUUUAUCAGCUCCCUUAUGCGAACAGAAGUGGCAGUUGAUCUGCUUAUCUCUAAUGGUGGGGUUGUACCUGCCAUAUUGGAUUUUUGUAUUGUAAUAAAACUAGAAAGGUGUACCUGCAGAUUCUCAAUGAUGAUAAGCGAGAACUGUCAUGACUCUAGUCUUACCCUGUCUUAGCUAGCCAAAACUACUUGGCUUUAGCUUCUCAUGCAUGCAGUGCAGCUUUGAACACUUAAGCUUGGUAUACAGAAAACAGUAGUUAAGUGCAGUACCUUUGGGUUGCAGAAAGAUCUGUUCUUUAGCUAUGCUUUCUGUUUCCCCUAUUUCACCUUUCUAAUGAACUGUUGCAGCUAUCGGGCUUGGUCUAUACACUGGCUUUCUCUUGUGGCUUCUGCAGAGAGGUAUGAAGAACUUACACCUGUUGCUAAACUACCCAUCUGCUGUCUCGUUGACUUGGAUAUGCCCUUCAUUAUUUUACAGCUCCUUCAUUGUGUAAAUGGUGCUUGCUGCUUUGCAUGGGAAUCUCUCGUUGGUUUUCCUACCCGCUGCUCUGUCGCUUUACGCCUUACCCCUUCUUACAACAAUGCAGUGGUACCUCUCCCACUCAUUCUUCUCUCUUUUCAGGAAGAGGUAGCGGAGGCCGUGUCCCACUUGUCACUUUCAUCUGCAGCCGUGCCAAACUCGCCGCCAUCACCGCCAGCUAUAUCCUCAGAAGAGCGCAAAGAGAGAUGGGAGCAGGGCCAGGCUGACUACAUGGGAGCAGACAGCUUUGACAACAUCAAGAAAAAACUUGACACCUACCUCCAGUAGAGACGCACUUGUAUCUGCUCUACAGACAACAGCAAUACAAGGACGUGUUUCACAGCUAUAGCAACUAGGAAAGUCAGAUAGGGUCAAAUUAAACUUGCUAGCAGCUUUGCCCACUGCUCAGCUGAAGGCUGUUGGCAGUACCGCAGGUAAGAACUGAGCAAAAGCUGUUGUUCUAAGUUCUCCUCUUGCACAAAACCUGUAAAAGAACUUGUUGGGAACAGGACACUGGACUGGCGUGAUACUCCAGGCUUACACCUAUAGGACUGUUGUGCUUUACCUCUUCCUUUCACCCCCCCCCCAAAAAAACCCCAACCACCGUGUUUUGCUUGCUAUGUAAAAAUAAAGACUAGAGGUUAAGGCAGCUACAGUGAAGGGGCCUUACAGUAAGGACAUCAGAAAAACAUGCAGCAGCAAUCUGUGUAAAAAAACAUUGCUUUUCUGUCGAUUCCAGCCUUAUGGAAGACUUCUGACCAGACUUCUAUGCACAGUACCUAUAGCAUGGCAGAUACUUUUGUUCAGUUCUGUGUACUUCUGGGACUAGCAAACCAUUGAACUGUUAACCUGUAAAAUGGCACUGAACAUGCACAAUAAAAGAAAUCAUGGUAAAACCUAUAGCACUACUCAACUUUUGUCAAGUGGCAGUAAAAACUGCCCCAUCAAGCCUACUGCUCAACAUCAGCAUAAGCUUUCAGAGCAGAGCUUGUGAAAGAUUUCCUCACAUAUUACUGAAAAGCAUCUGCUAUAGGGGCUGUUCCGGCAUUACAUUUUUGCUGGGCUAAAACUGGUUCUGUGUUCCUCUUUAGUAUGCUAAAUAGUAAUGGUAAGAUCAUAGGUGUGGCACAUGGUACGAAGGAGAAUGGGAAAUGUGUGUUUCUUUGGGGGCUUCUCUUCUGUAGUUCAUCUAAAACUGAACUAAAUGGCUGCCAUAAAGGUGUGGUCAAAGUGCUUACAUAAAUGCUGUCGGACACCUAGCCAACGAAGGGCCUGUCUAACAGCCAUCUUUUCAUGACAGUGAAUAUAUUUCUGUCAAUAUAUUCCUCGUCCAUGUCAACAGAGUAGUGGUGCAAACAAGGCUUUAUGAAGCGUGUAUAUAUACAUGAACCAGAUUUGUUUCUAUUCUGUGGGCUGUUAGCCUGGGUUAAUUUUAGUGCACCAUUAAAAUGCCUUAUAUAAUUAAAAAUAAGUGUUUAACACAGCACAACUAUAUGAAUGGCUCAGAAGGGUGAUCAUAUGUAAAGCUGACUUUAGAACUCAUAUCUAUUAAAUAAAAAUCAGCCCUAGCCCGCUGCAGCACUCUGAACUACAUUCAUCCAGCUAUAACAUGUCCCUGUACAUUAUUGCAAAGUGCAUAGUGUUUCCAGAAAGCCACUCUAAUAUACAGUGGUACCUCGGGUUACAUACGCUUCAGGUUACAGACGCUUCAGGUUACAGACUCCGCUAACCCAGAAAUAGUACCUCGGGUUAAGAACUUUGCUUCAGGAUGAGAACAGAAAUCGUGCUCCGGUGGUGCGGCGGCAGCGGGAGACCCCAUUAGCUAAAGUGGUGGUUCAGGUUAAGAACAGUUUCAGGUUAAGAACGGACCUCCGGAACGAAUUAAGUACUUGACCCGAGGUACCACUGUAGAUGAGUUGCCAAAUACAGAAAAGUGCAAGUUAUUAUAUAGUACUUCCCACUAGCAGGCUGUUUGCUCAUUCUGAAAGUGUUCAGGUUCAGAAAUACCAUACAUUCCUGAGGUAGGAAGAAGCUCUAGCUCGAUAGUGAGAUACCAUCAAGCACCAUAUUAAGGACUCCAGUUCUAAUUUUGCUUUCUCUCCUAGUAGCAUGAUUCAAGAGGCAUGUUGUUUUAAGGCAGGGAAGGAAUCUGUUGAAUUCCAGGACUAAACUAUAACUACUAUAAAUACAUGCUCAGGCAUUUAAAUGAAACAGGAACAGUACUCCCCUGUAACUGCCUUACCAGUUCAAAUGUAUUAAGUUUAGAAAUACUUUUUGUUGGGGAAAAAUGUCCUUGCCUGGGGUGGUAUGAGUGACUCCUCAACAAAAACAAACUUGGAACUGGUUUCCCCUGCAUUAUUGUCCAUGUGCAUUUAGCAAUUUCCUCAUAGCUGUAGCGUGGUAAAGGGACCUCUGACCAUUAGGUCCAGUCGUGGCAGACUCUGGGGUUGCGGCGCUCAUCUCGCUUUAUUGGCCGAGGGAGCCGGCGUACAGCUUCCAGGUCAUGUGGCCAGCAUGACUAAGCCGCUUCUGGCAAACCAGAGCAGCGCACAGAAACGCCGUUUACCUUCCCGCAGGAGCAGUAUCUAUUUAUGUACUUGCACUUUGACGUGCUUUCGAACUGCUAGGUAGUGUGGUAGGGCUAUUCUAAUGAUGCCCGCAGCUGAAAGAGCAGAGAUUGUUGUAGGUGGCUGCAGAAAAGGCAGUGUGUGUGUAGUGUUUAAGCAAGCAGACUGCAGGGUAACUCUGCCAAGCAGAGGGAUGCAAACACCUUUGGUAAAAGAAGCAAUGAUUCAGUAAAUGGGAGCUAAAAAUAGCCUUUGAAGCUACCUUCUGUAUUUAAGUAGUUUGAGAGUGAUGUAUGUUCAAACACGGCAAGCAAAACUUGUCACAAAACUGUAAACAACCGCUGCUAUCCUUUAUAGAUUAAGAAGGCGGGAAGGUGGCUAAUUCAAUUUUUUAAACACAAAUAGCAAAAUCACAAUGGAUGGUGGUAGUUUUAAACUAGAAAGCACUUCCGAGCUCCUACUUCUACAUUAAAUCCUUUCAGAAGCGGCCUAUUUCUGCCACACCUGCAAUCACUGAUGGUAAAAAUAAAGCAGGAGAACUAUGGCAUUAGUAAAUCAUGCAGCUAAACAAGUUAGAAAUCAUGCAGCUAAACAACUGUUUGUGCCUGUUGCUUAAAUGGGCUAUCAAGUGCAGAUUUACCGCUCCUCGUCACCUUUAUAUUGGAUACUUGUUUCUGCCAGACCGCUGUUGUAUAUCUAUACUAAGCUCUAUUGACAGGCCAUGUUUCUUCUCUCAAGCGUCUAUUUUCUGCUCUACAUUCAUUAAAGUAUUAUUUAUCUUAGGCC
Messenger RNA from Podarcis lilfordi (Lilford's wall lizard), 36007 nucleotides. NCBI's taxonomy places the organism in Eukaryota, Metazoa, Chordata, Lepidosauria, Squamata, Lacertidae. The record is from the annotation of a GenBank genome assembly.